AUGGAAGAUGUGAAGAUCAACCUCCUCCUUGCAGUGCAUGAUGAGUUGCAGAAAUUGAAGCAUGUUAUGAUGAAUGAAUUCAAACGUCUCCGGCAAGUCAUGAGUCCUCCGGUGGAAAUUACCAAAGCUGUCAAAAUCAAUGGUGAUGAAGGCUUGGUGGUUCUAGGCUGUUCAAGCUUUGCUUCUUCAUCAAGAAACAAUGAGUUAUUCAAAGAAACCAUUGAUGUGUCUAAUGAUGAAGCUCUAAUCGCACAGUUCUGGAUCUCGAACGUUGCUCACAAAACACAUUGGCAUGCCAAUUCCGCUCCGUCACGUCCAAACCAAAGCCAUGAACCAUUCACCCCAACACCAAAGAAGCUCAGCCAAGAAGAACCAGUUUCUGGUAAACCUCCACCACUACAUGAUAAAGAAGUUGUACUUGUACAAUCCUAUGUUGCUAUGGAGAAGAAACAUAACAUGAUCAUAAAGGCUAGUCAUGUUGUGUCGAACCUUGAGGACAAGGUUAAAAUCACAAAACCUAGCGCCGUUUUUCUCUCCGACAAGGCGAUUUCCGGCACGAUUUCCGGCGGUCUUCAAGUAGUUUCCAUCACCGUCCCGUCGUCGCUGCAACAUCUUCCCUCUGACAAGGUCUGUUUGAUGUCUAUUUUCAGAACUUCGUCGGAGUCAUGCCGUUGUUGUCGUGUCAGAAUGCAGCACAUGAAGGAUAUUGCUGGUACUUUGGCGGCAGAAGAUGCUGGCCAAGUGGCUAAGCUUCGAUCAGUUCUGGAGUCCGUUGACCACAAAAGAAGAAAGAUUUUACAACAAAUGAGAGGUGAUGCACAUUUGCUUAACUUGGAAGAAGGCAGUCCUCCUAUUCAACCCAGGUUCUUCAGCCCCAUUCAUCAUAAAAUGUGGAGGUAACACCAACUCAGAGCUAGUGAUCAAGGCUGAUGCACGCGUUCAAGAGCCCAAAGGAGGUGAACUUGAAAGAGUUUCCCAAGAGCUUCUGUUUUA
Molecule: messenger RNA, 993 nt
Organism: Brassica oleracea var. oleracea
Lineage: Eukaryota; Viridiplantae; Streptophyta; Magnoliopsida; Brassicales; Brassicaceae
Exons: 4
Coding region: 1-900 (299 amino acids)
Source: RefSeq, a predicted model, not a curated record